Molecule: messenger RNA, 1014 nt
Organism: Moneuplotes crassus
Lineage: Eukaryota; Ciliophora; Spirotrichea; Euplotida; Euplotidae
Source: the annotation of a GenBank genome assembly
AUUAACUGUUACAAAUGAGCAGCUAUAUCAACGAUAGCUCAGGGAUUCAGCACACUGAUGAUUAUGAGGACCCUCAAAGAGGCUAUGAGGACAUUCUGAGAGACAUGACUAGACAAUUCUCCACGAAGAAGAUGACCCUCCAGCAAUAUAAUUACCUGGUUGUAAAGUUCAUCAGCAGUACUUCAGCCUCCUGAUUCAACUAUAUUUAUGAGAAUAAGCUAAGUAAUUACUACUCGUGCUCCCUGGAAAAUAAGAGAGAGGUUACUGACUUUAAUGCAGAGAUGGAGAAGUCAAUCACUGACUUCUCUAAAGAUUUGGCAGCUGUAACCUCUUCCAUCAUUGAAGAGGAGUGAAAGAAGUUCGUCAGCCAAAAAUUGGCUCUGGAUCCAUCCUUUCGAGGUGCAGAUAAAGAAAACCCGACCGAGUAUAAAUCCUACCUUGCUGAUAAGACUUCUCUGGAUUUUGAGGAGAAAAAGACACCUAUUUCUUAUGGAAAAAGUUAUAUCCAGACUUUGUCUGCUAAAAGAGUUUGAAACUCAGCCAAAAGAGACUUACGUUCCAAACUCUCGCAGGUGAGAGGUGACUCUACUCUUUACUCCAACUUAAAGUAAGGGAUUUAAGGCGUAUACAAGAAGGAACCUGAGUAACCGUAACAAAUCGUGGCUUAAUAAAUCCGCCACAAAAACAUGUGAGAAAUUAACUGCAAGCCAGCCAAGGGUUUCCCAGAAAAAUAUGAACAGCAGUAGAUCUCGCAACAGAGUAAAUAAGAUCGGGUCAAGCAAGACUAGUUGUUCAAAUCUAACAGACUGUGCACUUGAUCCUCAGAAUUGAUCGCUUCAACAAGAAAGCUCAGUGUUCUCUAGUCAGAACCAAGUUCCUCAAGAUAGUGCACUAUCUCCGCGUGAAUGGAUCAAGAAGAUGGAUAGGAGGAUGGAUAAGACAAUCAAGCUGUCUAGGAUCAAUCUCUAUAAUGCUUGAUAUCCCCCUUAAUUCUCCAGCAACAUUUCCAAUCUG